AUCUACACCCGUGUCGCAGAUCUCAGCUUGAUCCACCGACUCUAUGGAUCCGACCUAGACCCGCGAACCCGCCACUUGGAUCCGAAUUCGUCGCCUCAUUCCCGUCAAUAAAAUCGUAACCCUCACUCUCACUCUCUAACCUGUUCGUACGAGCAAGAAUGGCGAGCCUAUCACUGUCCUCCACGCCAGCGCAGACCUUCUCUCUCCACCGCAGCAGCACAAGCAAGGUCGUCUCCACCGCGCCUCUGCUUCAGGCCAGGAAGAAGCUCUUCGGCGUUUUCCCCCGCGCCUCUAGCUCACUCCAUUACCAUCCACUCAGAGUUUCGAUUAGUAGAAACGUUUCGAUUCGUGGGAACGAUGAGUUGAAGUUGAUGAAGAAGACGACGACGAAGAAGAUCAGGAGGGGAAUGACUACAGUUUGUUAUGCUUUACCUCUCAGAGUCGAUACUAUCCAGUGGAUCGCCACCAUCUCAUCUGCGAUCCUGAUGUUUGCGAAAGGAACUGCUGUGCAGAAAUCGUUUCUUGUGCCCUUGUUUGCUCUACAAGCACCGGGUCACGUCAUCUCAUGGAUGAAGGGUGAAUAUGGCAUCUGGGCCGCAUUUUUGGCGCUUCUUGUUCGUCUCUUCUUCUUCAUUCCUGGGGAACUUGAAUUGCCAUUAGUAGCAUUACUCGUGGUGAUUGUUGCUCCACACCAAGUUAUGAGACUCAGGGGAAGACAAGAAGGUGCUAUUAUUUCCCUAGUCAUUGCAGGAUAUUUGGCUUUUCAGCAUUUCUCACGCAUUGGAAGCUUGAACCAAUCAUUUGACCGAGGUUCAAUUGUUGCAACCUUAGCCAUCAUUUGUAUCACUGUUCUGUCAUGCUUGCUCCUGUUCUGAGUUUAUUGUAAAAUAAUUAAAAGUAAAGUAGUGAUGCUGUAAAGGUUGAAAGCCUACCUGAGAACAGUCAUAAAUGCUGAACCGCUUAUGUUCAUUUUCUAGAUAUGUAUAAGAUGAAUAAAGUUCUCAGUGUUCAUAUUUUUUUUCAAUAUAAGGAAAUAUUGUCAACUA
This is a messenger RNA of Rosa chinensis, 1046 nucleotides long. RefSeq names its product cold-regulated 413 inner membrane protein 1, chloroplastic. Bases 159 to 875 code for a protein of 238 amino acids. The transcript has 6 exons. Lineage: Eukaryota; Viridiplantae; Streptophyta; Magnoliopsida; Rosales; Rosaceae. The record is from RefSeq and is a predicted model, not a curated record. Gene Ontology annotation, cellular component: membrane.